AUGAUGUCCUCUACAAACGAAGAGGACCCUUUCCUUCAAGUCCAAGCCGACGUCCUUCAAGCCCUCUCGACCACCCGGCCCCUCUUCACCUCCUACCUACGCAUCCGCGCCCUACCCACCUCCUCCAGCACGCCCUCCCCGGAGCUCCUCUCCGCGCAAUCGGAGCUCAAAGCCGCGCUUGCCUCCCUCGCCGAGGAUCUCGCAGACCUCGUCGAGAGUGUGCAAGCGGUGCAGAGCGACCCGUACCGCUUCGGCCUCGAGAUUGAGGAGGUCGCGCGGCGGAAGCGGCUUGUGGACGAGGUGGGCGGCGAGGUAGAGGACAUGCGGGAGGAGCUGGCCAAGACGCCCAACACCGCGGGUAAUUUCUCAAAUGAGCAUCCGGGUAGUGACAGCAAGAGGAGAGGGGGAGGCAGGGCCGGGUCCAGGUCUAGGUCCAGAUCCAGGCCGCCGUCGCCGGACUACAACGCGGCGUUCGAGCAGCAGCAGCAGCUGGCCAUGCUGGCGGAGCAGGACCGAGACCUCGACGGUGUGUUCCGCACGGUGGGAAACCUGCGGCAGCAGGCGGACCACAUGGGGCGGGAGCUAGAGGAGCAAGCCGAGAUGCUGUCGGUGGUAGACGGGCUGGCGGAUCGCGUGGGGGGCAGGCUGCAGACGGGCAUGAAGCGGAUGGGCGAGGUGGUAAGGGCGAACGAGGAUGGGCUGAGCAGUUGCUGCAUCGCGGUGCUGAUCUUUGUUCUGAUUCUCCUGCUGGUGCUUGUCCUUAUCUUGUGA
Drepanopeziza brunnea f. sp. 'multigermtubi' MB_m1 is the source of this 771-nucleotide messenger RNA. RefSeq lists its product as uncharacterized. Gene Ontology annotation, cellular component: membrane. Lineage: Eukaryota; Fungi; Ascomycota; Leotiomycetes; Helotiales; Drepanopezizaceae. The record is from RefSeq and is a predicted model, not a curated record. Gene Ontology annotation, biological process: Golgi vesicle transport.